Messenger RNA from Rotaria sp. Silwood2, 201 nucleotides. The record is from the annotation of a GenBank genome assembly. NCBI's taxonomy places the organism in Eukaryota, Metazoa, Rotifera, Eurotatoria, Philodinida, Philodinidae.
AUGAGUUCAGCACAAAAAAGUACAAAAACAGAACAAGCAGCUGCUAUCGCCAAUGCUAAUAGAAUUGGUCAAGAGACACCAGAUAGUGAUCCACGCAAGAAAGCCGAUAGAGAAAAUGAAGGUCAUCUUUCGGGCAGUCAAUUUACUAUUGCUGAAACUCCUGCUUUUCAUGUCAGUGCAACAGUCGGAACCAAGAAAUGA